AUGAGGUACCAGAGAUUACCGACCAGCGAAGAAGCUGAAAUGGCGAACGAAACUCUUAAUAACGACCCUACUUCCUCAAAUGAAAACGAUGGUGAACCUGAUGUCAAAGACGGAAACGUCAACAAUGAUUACAUACAACGAUCAGAAGUUGAGAGUCUAAACUUGACUGCGAUACCACCUGGAACAAUCGAUCCAAUAUAUGAAGCAAAAGCUCGAGUCUUAAAUGAAGCUAUUCAAGAUAUUGGCAUGGGAUGGUAUCAAUGGCAACUAUUUGUUGUGGUAGGAUUUGGCUGGGCGAAUGAUAACUUGUGGCCAAUUGUUACAUCACUUAUAUUCACGUCGAUUACCAAUGAAUUCUCGCCCAAGCACCCACCUCUACUCACUCUAGCUCAGAAUAUUGGUCUUCUGGCUGGUGCUAUGUUUUGGGGUUUUGGCUGCGAUAUUUUUGGUCGACGUUUAGCUUUUAAUGCCACGCUUGGUAUCACCGCCGUUUUUGGAUUGAUUGCUGCCGGUUCACCAAAUUUUGCAGCUAUCGGAUGUUUUGCUGCUCUUUGGAGUUUCGGUGUAGGCGGGAAUCUUCCCGUCGAUUCAGCAGUUUUCCUCGAGUUUCUUCCUGGUUCUCAUCAAUAUCUUCUUACUGUUCUUUCAGUCGACUGGGCCGUAGCUCAAGUUAUCGCGAAUUUAAUUGCUUGGCCUCUCUUGGGAAAUCUCACAUGCCAAGAAGGUUCAACAUGCACUCGAUCACAAAAUAUGGGAUGGAGAUAUUUUCUUAUCGUUAUGGGAGGCAUUUCUAUGAUUGAGUUCUUCAUUCGUUUCACGUGUUUUACGAUAUUCGAAAGUCCGAAAUAUCUGAUGGGAAAAGGAAGAGAUGAAGAUGCAGUUAAGGUUGUGCAGGAAGUUGCGAGGAGAAAUGGGAAACAGUCGAAUUUGACUGUCACCCGUCUCCAGGAUUGCGGUACCCUUCCUCACAUCAACGCCUCGGCAACCUUGUCAAGAAAACUCCAUCAAAUGGACUUAUCUCAUGUUCGUGCCUUAUUUGCGACAAGGAAGCUGGCCUUCUCUACAGGUUUGAUUAUGCUCGUGUGGGCAUUCAUUGGUCUUGGAUAUCCACUCUAUAACGCAUUUCUUCCGUAUAUCCAAGCCACUCGAGGUGCUGAAUUUGGAGAUGGAAGUACAUAUUUGACGUAUCGCAACUCUCUGAUUAUAUCUGUGCUUGGGAUUCCUGGCGCUCUUAUUGGUGGUUACCUUAUUGAGGUACCAAGUUUGGGUAGAAAAGGAACUCUCGCUCUUAGUACGACAGCCACUGGAGUAUUCUUGUACGCUUCCACCACGGCUAUGACAUCUACUGCAUUAUUGGGUUGGAAUUGUGCUUUUAACUUUUGUUCCAAUGUGAUGUAUGCUGUUUUGUACGCAUAUACACCGGAAAUCUUUCCUACGAAAGAUCGCGGUACGGGCAAUGCUCUUACCGCGACUUCGAACAGAAUAUUCGGCAUUAUGGCUCCGAUUAUUGCAAUGUUCGCCAAUCUCGAGACUUCAGCGCCAGUUUACACAAGCGGGGCUCUUUUCAUUGCAGCAGGACUGUUGGUGUUGAUAUUGCCAUAUGAAAGUCAGGGGAAGGCAAGCUUAUAA
Molecule: messenger RNA, 1629 nt
Organism: Botrytis fragariae
Lineage: Eukaryota; Fungi; Ascomycota; Leotiomycetes; Helotiales; Sclerotiniaceae
Product: putative membrane transporter protein
Exons: 5
Coding region: 1-1629 (542 amino acids)
Biological process (GO): transmembrane transport
Cellular component (GO): membrane
Molecular function (GO): transmembrane transporter activity
Source: RefSeq, a predicted model, not a curated record